CUUGAUUUGUUCCAAUUGACCACAUAACGAAAUCGAAACCCAAACCUAACUGCUCCUCUCCCUCCUUAAACCCUAACAGUUUCUUCUCCAGUAUCAGCCAAGAAGCUAUGAAGCGUAAACCAGAACCAGAGGACACCUCCGGCGACGAAGAAAAAUCCCAAAAGCCUUCAGGCGCGAAGGCUCUUACAGACAAGCGGAAGAAAAUUAAGAGUAUUGCUGACGCAGAGAAUAGCUUUCGGGGAGGAGAAGCCGAAAGGCUCUCGGAAUAUAAUGAAGAGGAAGAAGCGGAAGAACAUUUGUCCGUCCUCGAACUCCGCGGCGACGGCGAUGUCUGCCGUGCGCUUAUGGAGCGCUAUUCACGGUCCACCGCAAAGCAGCACCGCCAUCUCUGCGCUACCGCCGCCGCUAUGCAGUCUAUACUUUUAGAGGAAGGCCUCCCUCUCAUUCCUUCUGCAUAUUUUGCCGCCGGCAUUGCUGCGGUUCGCGACGCCGAUCGAGCGGACCGGGAAGGUGUUGCUGCUCUCUCUGCUUUUGUCGCCGUUGUGCUCCCUCUAGUCCACACGGAGUCCUUGCCGAAGGCCAAGGCUAAAGAAGCCGCGAUCGUUAUUGCUUCCUUCCUGAGGGAUCCAGCUGGCGGUCUGUCGACCGGUACCCUGCGGUCUAUGGUCAAGUCAUUGGGUCUGGUGGCUCUGAGAGUGGAUUUGGAAGAUUGGCCUUCGAUUGAAUUGCCUCUUGAGACUCUGCUACUUUUUGCAGUGGAUAAGCGCCCAAAGGUUCGGAGAUGUGCCCAAUCCUGUCUUGAAGUGCUUUUAAAAAAUUGCCAUAAUUCCUCCAUUACCAAAAAGGCUAGCAAAGUUGUACAUUGUAUGCUUAGAAAGUAUAUCGCAUUGGUGAAAAACACCUGUUCAAUUGAACCUACAGACGCUGCUCUGAACAACACUGUGUCCAAACCUGAGAAUUUGGAAACUCUCCACAUGCUAAAUGUUAUGAAUACUGUGCUCCCUUAUAUUUCAGAUAAAGUCAGAAUGAAAAUUUUGUCUGAUGCCUAUGAACUGCUUGGUUUUCAUUUUUCAUGGACAACUAGACAUAUUCUAAGAAUUCUCGAGGCACUGCUGGAGCACUCAGAUGUUAAGGUUUUUGUCCCCAAAGCAGAAGACUUCAUGUCAGCCCUUGCAUCAUACAUCUCCACA
This is a messenger RNA of Phalaenopsis equestris, 1190 nucleotides long. RefSeq names its product RRP12-like protein. The annotation marks the transcript as partial. The transcript is spliced from 2 exons. NCBI's taxonomy places the organism in Eukaryota, Viridiplantae, Streptophyta, Magnoliopsida, Asparagales, Orchidaceae. The record is from RefSeq and is a predicted model, not a curated record.